AGUUUCCACUCCUCUCCUUUUCUACAGACGCCUACAUUCCUUUCAACAAAGCGACGAGUUUCACCAUAAAGCCUUAAGUAUUACAGAAGGGCCGGAUUAGUUUGGAGGAUGGGCUCUUCAGGGUGAGGCAACGUUUAUAAGAAUGACACUCAGUAGAUCACUCAUUCACCUCGGACACACGGGGAAACUUCAUCGUUCCUGCUGAACACUCUAGCUUGAGAAAAUGGAGUCUUUGACUGCAGCAAACACACAGUUCUCCCUAAACCUGUUUAAGAAGAUCAGCAAAGAAAACGCAUCAGGAAAUGUGUUCUUCUCUCCUGUCAGCAUCUCCUCGGCUCUGGCCAUGGUGUCGCUCGGAGCAAGAGGAAACACAGCGGCUCAGAUGAUUAAGGUCCUGGGCUUUAACAAUCCUCCACCUGCACAAGCAAUGAUGCAACAAGCUCAGAAGCCCCAGAUUACAUGUGGCGUCAAGGAUCAACAUGGACCAUCAAUGAUGCAGCAAACCCAGAAACCUCAGUUACCUGCUGAGUUUUUGAAAUGUCCUGACCAGAGGGUAGCCGGACGAAAACCCGAGGACCAAAUUCAUUCCAGCUUCAACAAGUUUAUGAGUGAGCUGAACAAACCAGGAGUCCCGUAUGCGUUGAGUCUCGCCAACCGCCUCUACGGAGAGCAAUCCUACCAGUUUGUUGAGAAAUUCCUCAAUGACGCAAAAAUCUACUAUGAAGCCGGACUGGAGAAGGUGGACUUCAAGAACAAACCAGAGGCGGCUCGUGUCAACAUCAACAAAUGGGUGGAGAAAAAAACACAAGCGAAGAUCAAGGACUUGGUGCCACAGGGAGCCAUUGAUGCGAUGACGAGACUUGUUUUGGUGAACGCCAUCUACUUCAAGGGAAACUGGGAGAAGAAAUUCCCAAAGGAAACCACCAGUGAUGGACAGUUUAAGCUGAACAAGAAUCAAACUAAACCAGUGAAGAUGAUGCAUCAAAAGGCAAAGUUUCCUCUGGGGUUCAUCGAAGAGAUCAACAGUCAGGUUCUGGAGCUGCCGUAUGUCGGGAAGAAUCUCAGUAUGUUGAUCAUCCUUCCUAACGAGAUGGAAGACGACACCACUGGCCUUCAGAAGCUUGAAAAGGCACUGACCUACGAGAAGCUCAUGGAGUGGACCAAACCAGAAGUCAUGCGUCAACAAGAGGUUCAGAUAUCUCUGCCCAGAUUUAAGAUGGAGGAAAAAUACGACAUGAAGAGUCUUCUGAUCAGCAUGGGAAUGGAGGAUGUGUUUGACGAGAAGAAGGUGAAUCUUUCAGGCAUGUCCUCCAACAACGACCAGGUGCUGUCGAAGGUGAUCCAUAAAGCCUUUGUUGAAGUCAACGAGGAAGGAACCGAAGCGGCUGCAGCCACCGGCGCCAUCAUGAUGACACGGUGUUUAGUCAUCCCGCAGUUCUUCAACGCAGACCAUCCUUUCCUUUUCUUCAUCCGACACAAUCCAACCAAGAGCAUUUUGUUUUACGGACGCUUCUGCUCUCCAUGAGGGAGUUCUGCUGCAUGAGACGCUUCCGGCUGGUUUAGAUGAUGAUCUGGUUCAAAUGAGUAGGAGAGACUCGAGACAACUACUGCAAUUUACAGGAGAACGUAUUGGAUGGGUCUCUUCAUGCUACUGUAUAUGCAAUCAAAUCUUUCAGUUUACAGAAAUAUUUUUGUUGUUUCUUGCACUAUAUGAGGCUCUGUUAUACAAGUAUAAUAUGUAUGCAUUAACUGUAACAGUAUAUUAAACAUAAAUUAAACAAA
Messenger RNA from Pimephales promelas (fathead minnow), 1782 nucleotides. Its product is annotated as leukocyte elastase inhibitor. Lineage: Eukaryota; Metazoa; Chordata; Actinopteri; Cypriniformes; Leuciscidae. Gene Ontology annotation, molecular function: serine-type endopeptidase inhibitor activity. Gene Ontology annotation, biological process: negative regulation of endopeptidase activity. The record is from RefSeq and is a predicted model, not a curated record.